Messenger RNA from Electrophorus electricus (electric eel), 1735 nucleotides. The record is from RefSeq and is a predicted model, not a curated record. NCBI's taxonomy places the organism in Eukaryota, Metazoa, Chordata, Actinopteri, Gymnotiformes, Gymnotidae.
CAGGACCUCGCACAUAUCAGCGCGUGCUGCACUGUGGGCCUGUUCAGCUCUGCACAAGAGAAACCAGAAAUCAAAACAAAUCCAGCACCCGAGCGAAGAAGGAAUAUGCUGUUUUAUAGACAGCCCUUUUCGGUAGCCGGAAAGUUCUCAGUGUCCCGGUAAAAAUGGAGUGGUUGACGAGCAAAUCGUUACCAGUGCAGAAUGCAAUCCGGGCCCUUUUCUCCCUUUCUACUGUUCUACAACUGCAUUCUCUCAUCGGCAACCGCCACUUUAGCUACCUACGUUAGCAAUCUAUAUUUAUAUAUCCUUGAAUCCAAGUGGUGCCUAUAAUCUUCACUGGUCAAUUCAGUAUUAAGAUGGAGGUGAAUCCUCCUGGUACUGACGGAGAAGCUGCUGCGAACAGCGGGCCAGAUGCAGUGCAGGAAGCUGGAGAGGUGCACGCAGCCAUGCUGUGGUCUGUCCAGCAGGCUGUGGAGAGGCAGACUCUCCAGAUCGGGGUCUCUGCGUGCGGUGCAACGGCUGUGGUGGACGUCCUCCAGGCCCUGGGGAUCACAGUGGCGCCGGAGACAGCUGACCGCUGUGUUCGGACGAGGCUGCGGAGGAAUGCUUCCCCGCUGCCUGAUUACCUUCACUCACGCAGCGAAGCUGGUGCCACACACCAUCAGCUGAUUGAUGGAGCAGAGCAAGCCAGUGGGGCUCGAGUGCUGGGCAGGUUCUUUAGUUUUUACCCUCCCAGGCGUGUGAAACUGGUGUCCUGGCUGGCACAUUGGAUUUGGUGUGGGGCCGUGCCUGUGGCAACCAUGAACAUGCAGCGAGGAAUGGCAGAGGGCGAAGAGAUCCCUGACGCCUGGCAUCACCAGCUGGUCUUUGGGGUGGGACCCAACACUGUGUUCAUGACAAAUCCCCUGGAUGUGGUUAGCGAAGAGAAAGCACAUGUGCGACUGUGCAGUGAAUCAGUGCUGCUGAUCCGACGUGAAGAUGUUUUAAAGAGAUUUGAGCCAAACUCUCCAAUUUCCCUAAUCUCAGACCAGUGUGCUGACCCCCGCUGGAAAACUCUUGAUGUGGAAGGUCAAGUUAGACGGAUGAUGAAUGAGGAGGGCAACAGUAAUGAAGACCAUCCAAAGAUGACACACAUAACAGUCCCUGCAGCUUAUAGGUCCGGAAUCACACUUUUUGCCCUGAGAGACUCUUCUGUAGGCCAGGAACUGCUCAGUGUCUCUGAAUUGCCUAUGCUGUGAUCGGAAGACGUGUGUACCUUUGUGGGAGUGAAUUGAUCUCAGCCACUGUUUCCAUCAGUGUUGUAAUUUAAGACCUAGCCAGGAUUUUUUAAAUAUUACAGAACUGGAAUCCCCUCUUUGCUAGGUCAAAUUUGAGUCCUACAAAGAACUUGCAAAUUUAACAUGACUGGAAUUUUUUUUUUUUUUUCAUUUGUGAGCAACAGUAGUAUACAGAUGUAAGUUGCAUUUGGGUUUGCAUCCUAUACAUUUCUAAGAAAGAUAUAUUUAAUGUAAGUGAAAUUGUUUUAUUGAUGUUAUUGUGACUGAAAACAUGUGCAUUGGUUCUUGGCUUGACUAAUUUACACAUGACACUGGUGUAACAGUUGUUAUUCAAGUUCUCACACUGUGAUCAGUCAGUUCUAGUUCAGAGCUAAAAUACAUACUGAAAAGCACCAGCAACUUAAAGUACAUUUGAAAAUCAGUUCAACGAGAAAAAUAAAAUAACUUUAAAAUAGGAA